Molecule: messenger RNA, 2448 nt
Organism: Penicillium soppii
Lineage: Eukaryota; Fungi; Ascomycota; Eurotiomycetes; Eurotiales; Aspergillaceae
Product: beta-glucosidase
Exons: 2
Coding region: 1-2448 (815 amino acids)
Biological process (GO): glucan catabolic process
Molecular function (GO): beta-glucosidase activity
Source: RefSeq, a predicted model, not a curated record
AUGGCCCGAGUCGCUCAGUUCGUGGUUUCAGGCCUUUUGGCCGUCACAAUGGCCAACGGUCAAUCCUUUGAUGGGUCUGGCCGAAGUGAAGAUGCCUUCAGCUAUGUACAGCCUAAAAACACAACUAUUCUGGGUUCUUAUGGACACUCCCCUGCCGUCCUGCCUUCACCAAAUGCCACCGGUUCAGGCGACUGGGAUGCAGCCUAUGCCAAAGCCCAAAAUUUCGUGGCCAAGCUGACCAUUGAUGAGAAGGCCGACAUGGUCACCGGCCAGCCGGGUCCGUGUGUGGGAAACAUCGUCGCUAUUCCCCGACUCGGCUUCCCUGGUCUUUGCUUGCAGGAUGGACCCCUGUCAAUCCGUGUUGCCGACUAUGCCAGCGUCUUCGCUGCUGGUGUCACCGUGGCAUCCACGUGGGACAGGGACCUCCUCUAUGAACGAGGAUACGCCAUGGGCCAGGAGUUCAAGGCCAAGGGCGCUCACAUCGCGCUCAGUCCUGUUGCCGGUCCACUCGGCCGCUCUGCUUACGCAGGCCGAAACUGGGAAGGCUUUGCUGCUGAUCCUUACUUGACCGGUGUUGCUAUGGAGAAGACUAUCCGCGGCCACCAGGAUGCAGGCGUGCAAGCUACCGCUAAACACUUCAUCGGCAAUGAGCAGGAGACUCAGCGUAAUCCUACCUAUGACUCCAACGGAACCCUCACCGAUGUUAUCCAAGAAGCAGUCUCCUCUAAUAUUGAUGACCGCACCAUGCACGAACUGUACCUUUGGCCCUUUGCCAAUGCUGUUCGUGCUCAGGCCGCCAGCUUCAUGUGCUCUUACCAACGUCUUAAUGGUUCUUAUGCAUGCGAGAACUCGAAGGCGCUCAACGGCUUGCUCAAGGAAGAGCUUGGCUUCCAGGGCUACGUCAUGUCCGACUGGGGUGGCACUCACUCCGGUGUUGCCUCUAUCGAAGGCGGUCUCGAUAUGAACAUGCCCGGUGGUCUCGGUGCCUAUGGCAUGGUCCCCGAAGCUGGCUCUUUCUUCGGCAAGAACGUGACAUAUGCUGUCAACAAUGGCACUGUGGAUGAAUCUCGCGUUGAUGAUAUGAUCGUUCGUAUUAUGACCCCCUACUACUGGCUCGGUCAGGAUAAGAGCUAUCCCAAGAUUGACCCUUCAUCUGCGGAUCUGAACACCUUCUCACCUCGCUCAACCUGGUUGCGCGAGUUUAACCUUACUGGCACGCGAAGCCGUGAUGUCCGCGGCAACCAUGCCAAGCUCAUCCGGAAGCUCGCAGCUGAGGCUACCAUCUUGCUAAAGAAUGAGAAGCAGGCCCUCCCCUUGAAGGCUCCUAAGAACAUUGCUAUUUUUGGCAACGAUGCCGGCGCAAACACGAAUGGUCCCGUUAACCAGGAAACCUUCGAGUACGGCAACCUUGCUUCAGGUGGUGGUUCGGGAACUGGCCGCUUUACCUAUCUCGUCACCCCUAUGGAGGCCAUCAAGGCCCGCGCUAAGAAAGACAACGCUCUUGUCCAAUACUUCUUGAACAACACCCAGAUUGCGACCGAGAGCGUCACCGACCUCUGGGUCCCGACCACCCCCGACGCAUGCCUCGUUUUCCUAAAGACGUGGGCCGAAGAGGGUGCCGACCGUGAACAUCUUACAGUCGACUACAACGGCAACGACGUGGUUACCUCCGUUGCGAAGUCGUGCAACAACACAAUCGUCAUCACCCACUCCUCCGGCAUCAACAUUCUCCCAUUCGCCAAUCACCCCAACGUGACCGCCAUCCUCGCUGCCCACUACCCAGGCCAAGAAGCUGGUAACUCCAUCGUUGAUGUUCUCUAUGGCGACGUCAACCCCUCCGGCCACCUCCCCUACACAAUCGCGAAGAACUCAACUGACUACAACGCACCACCGACCACCGCCGUCUCCACCAAGGGCGCCGACGAUUGGCAAUCUUGGUUCGACGAGAAGCUUGAAAUCGACUACCGUUACUUCGACGCGCAGAACAUCUCCGUGCAAUAUGAAUUCGGCUUCGGUCUCUCAUAUACAACCUUCAACAUCUCCGACCUAUCCGCAGAAGCAUUAUCUGACUCCAUCACUGCUAUCCCAGAAGACCGGCCAAUCCAACCUGGUGGAAACCCCGCCCUCUGGGAAACACUUUACAACGUCACCGCCUCGGUCACUAACUCCGGCCGUGUCGAGGGCGCAACAGUUCCCCAGCUGUACGUUACUUUCCCGGACAGCACGCCUGAGGGAACACCGCCCAAGCAGCUGCGUGGAUUCGAGAAGGUCUCUCUGGAUGCUGGCGAGUCGCGCACUGUUGCCUUUGAGCUUAUGCGCAGAGAUUUGAGUUACUGGGAUGUUGUUUCUCAGAAGUGGAUCAUUCCUGAGGGUGAAUUUGUGGUUCGCGUUGGUUUCAGUAGUAGGGAUUUGAGGGAGGUUGCUAAGAUUACGCCUGUUUCUGCUUAG